AUGGCAAAUUUCAAAUUAACAACUUCAACAAAACUACCAAAACUAAUAAGUAAUGAAAUUCAACCCAUAAAUACAAAUAUUUUAAUUAUUGGAGGUGCUUUUUCUGGAUUAGCUACUUUUAUAUCAUUAAAACAACAUUUAAUUACCAAAUUAACUGAUCUUGAUGCCCAAACCAAGAUUUCCAUAACUUUAGUGGAGCCAAGAAAUGGAUUAUUGAAUAUUUUAGGAAUACCGAAAUGUAUAAUAGAUAUACCAUUUGCAAAAACACAAUUCAUACCAUUCAAAAAUUUAAAUAAUUUGAAAUUUACAAAUAUAUUAACCGAUGAAAAUCUUGACAUAGAGUACAUUGAAUCAAAUGAAUAUCUUGAUUUGAAUUACAUUCAGGGAAAAAUAACAAAUUUGAAUUCCAAAUCAGCAACUUAUAAAUUGAAUAAUGGUGACAAAGUGAAAAAUAUCAAUUUUGAUUAUUGUGUCAUUUGUUCUGGUCGUGAUAGGAAUUUUCCAACUACUCUCACUUCAAACAAUUAUGAUGAUUUCAUAAAGGAGAUGACUGAAGUUAAGGAAUCAAUUGAAGAUGUUGAUAUUAUAUCUGUAAUUGGUGGAGGGGCAGUAGGUAUUGAAAUUGCAGGUGAUAUAAAAACACAAUAUCCAAAUAAGACUGUAAAUUUAAUCCACCCACAUAAAUUAUUCCCACCUGAGCCAUUAUCUGAUGAAUUUAAAACCAUGACUAAAAAAUCAUUGACGGAUGUAAAUAUUAACAUUAUAAAUAAAAGAAUAAAAAGUGACAACACAAAAGGUGAUUUAAUAACAACUGAUAAUGAGACAAUAUCUUCCAAUUUGAACAUAUUUUGUAAUCAUAAGUCUAAUAAUACUUCAUAUAUCAGCAAUGAGUUGCAAAAAUUCAUAUCUCCAAAUAAUAAUAUAUUCAUAAAUGAGUAUCUCCAAUUAAGUCAUGAUGGGAAAGUGAUUGAUAAUGUUUUUGCACUUGGUGAUUUGGUAGAACAACCAAUUAUUAAAUCUGCUGGAUGGGCCAUGUAUCAUGGUAGAUUAGUUGCCAAUAAUAUAUCCAAUUUGAUAGUUGAAAAUAAAUUAGUUGAACAUUUACCUGAUCUUAGUCAAAUUCCAUUUGGUAUGGUUUUAGUAGGUGGUAAUAAUGAAAUUAUAAGUGAAUUGGCUGGAAUUGUUGAAUUAAAUCAUGAAGGUUAUAAAAAAGAAUAUGCAGAUUAUUGUAUUGGUAAAAUCAAAGCAACAUUAGGUGUAUAA
This is a messenger RNA of Insectozyma verbasci, 1263 nucleotides long. NCBI's taxonomy places the organism in Eukaryota, Fungi, Ascomycota, Pichiomycetes, Serinales, Debaryomycetaceae. The record is from the annotation of a GenBank genome assembly.